Caenorhabditis briggsae is the source of this 1233-nucleotide messenger RNA. The coding region runs from base 1 to 1233 and encodes 410 amino acids. Gene Ontology annotation, molecular function: phosphatidate phosphatase activity. The record is from RefSeq and is a predicted model, not a curated record. Gene Ontology annotation, biological process: signal transduction; phospholipid metabolic process; phospholipid dephosphorylation. Lineage: Eukaryota; Metazoa; Nematoda; Chromadorea; Rhabditida; Rhabditidae. The transcript is spliced from 9 exons.
AUGUCUGUUGUGAGUCGAUAUGGAGCUAGGGUUAUGGAGCCGUCACUCGACCCGAAAGUUUUCAAUGUCAAUGAAGUUGCGGUCGGAGUCAAUUUAUUGCUUUUAUAUGGAUUCGCUGCCAUUUCCUUCAUCAUCCCGACGCUAAUUGGAGUUUCUCAACGUGGGUUCUUUUGUGACGACGACUCGAUUCGAUAUGAAUACCGAAAAGACACCAUUACACCCGUUCAGCUUAUGCUCUACAAUUUAGUAUUGAAUGCAGUAACGGUACUUUUCGUGGAGUACUAUCGCAUGCAAAAGAUUGAGUCGAGCAUUAACAACCCUCGAUACAGAUGGAGAAACAGUCAUCUUCACGCCUUGUUCGUCAGACUUCUCACAUAUUUCGGUUACUCUCAAAUCGGAUUCGUUAUGAACAUCGCAUUGAAUGUUGCCACGAAGCAUGUCGUUGGGAGACUCCGACCACAUUUCCUUGAUGUCUGUAAACUGGCUAACGACACUUGUGUCACGGGCGAUUCACACAGGUACAUCAUUGAUUAUAAGUGUACCGGCGCACCAGAAUUAGUAUUAGAAGCUCGUAAAAGUUUUUACUCCGGUCACUCUGCUGUAUCACUGUACUGUGCUGUAUGGUCUGCUCUUUACAUCCAAGCUCGUCUUGGAACUGUUCUCAACAAUCGGAUAGUUGUGCCCAUCACGCAGACCGCUAUGAUAAUGGUUGGACUUGGAAUCAGUUUCUCUAGAAUCACAGACAAUAAACACCACUGGAGUGAUGUUCUCGUUGGAGUCUUUAUAGGAAUUUUCAUCGCAGCGUAUACAUGCGUCUUUUGGACGGAUAUCUUCUCAAACAACUCGACGGAAUCAGAAGUUCAACCGCUUCUUCUCUCUCCUACGCCUCGUACAGCACGGGUAGAGUGGAGCACUGGAGGAUACAGCCAGGUUGGAUAUAUCGUAAACGAGCUGCUUGUGAAAUUCGUCAACGGAUUCAUCGGACGACUUCGUCCUUACUUCUACGUUGUGUGCAAUCCACUUCCUCUCAAAGAAUGUCAGAAAUUCGAUCCUAACAUCUAUAUUGAAGAUUAUCAUUGUCAAGGGAACCCGGAAGAAGUAGAAGAAGCACGAAAAAGUUUCUACAGUGGACACUCAACUGUAACGAUGUAUUGUGCGUUCUGGACUGUGCUGUACUUGCAAGCUCGACUCAAACCAACGAUCCGAAACAAUGUGAUUCUUUCAAUUCUUUAA